Messenger RNA from Fibroporia radiculosa, 1947 nucleotides. RefSeq lists its product as uncharacterized. Lineage: Eukaryota; Fungi; Basidiomycota; Agaricomycetes; Polyporales; Fibroporiaceae. The record is from RefSeq and is a predicted model, not a curated record. The coding region runs from base 1 to 1947 and encodes 648 amino acids. The transcript has 9 exons.
AUGCAUUCGAUUAUUUUUGGUCUUUCUCUCGCGAGCGCGGCCGUCGCGCAGAUAGUGGUCGAUGGCGUCUCCAUGGUGCCCUCCAGUGUCGUCUGGGCCACCCCUGCUUCGACUGGAGUCGACGUCGCACUUGCUGUGGCGACCCCGGCGAGCUAUGCGUCCUCUGCGCCUGCCUCGCAGAUCACCACCCCUGCUAGCUAUCCCUCUGCUGAUACGUACUCGAUGAUGCCGUACUCAUCUUUCAUGGCUGGUGGGUACCAGAGCAUGGCUUGCGGAUAUGGAUACACAAAAGCCAGUGACGGCUCCUGCCAAUCGGAAUCUUGGUGGACCACCUCGGGCUGCUAUGAGACUAUCAUCAUAAACCAUUAUGAAGGAUACAGCUCGGGCUAUGGCUACAGCUCUGCAAGCUCUUGCGACUCGUACUAUACCAGCACUGUCACGACCACUGACUACGCAACUUCGACUGUAACCGAGACGCUGACCGCGACCGCGACUGUGCCCACGACCGUCACCGUAUAUGCGACCGCGACCAAGGUAGAAACUGAUACCCAGUCCGUCACCCAGACCGACUAUGUGACGUCGACCCUGCUUGUGCCCACUACGCGUACCUACGUUUCGACCGAUAUUAUCGACAACACAAAGACGGUCGAGCUCACCUACACCGCGACCGAGACAAGCACACAGUUCAGCACGUACACGCGGACCGACUUCUCGACUGCGACGGCAACACAGACGCAGGAAGAGACUCUGACCGACUUCCGGACUGCCACGGUGCUCAGCACCAUCGUGCAGCCGACCACAUACUACUCCACCUUCGUGAGCACGCAGAUCAUCGACAACACCCGGACCCUUGAGGUGACGCAGACCGCGACGAUGACGGACGAUGUCACGCUCGUCCAGACGGCUACGAAGACGGAUACCCUGACUGAUAUGGUGACCGUGACUUCGGUUAGCACGCUCAUUGAACCCACCACGUACACCUCCACCUAUGUCAGCACGCAAGUGGUCGAUGAGACGCAAACAGUAGAGAACACCGUGUUCUCAACGGUGGUGGAAGAUAGGACAUACUUCCAGACGCAGACAUACGUCUCCACUGCUACAGCGACUGCCACCGCUACACAGACAGAUACUGCAACCGAAUUUGAAACCGCUACUCUCACUAAAUUGGUCACCGUGACCCAGCUGAGCACCGUGAUCGAGCCGACCACAUACACAUCUAUGUUUGUCAGCACUGAGAUUAUCGACAAUACACAGACCGUGGAAAGCACCAUCUUCUCGACCUUGACGGAAGACCGGACCUAUGUCCAGACUCAGACUCUGCUAUCGACCGCGACGGCAACGUCCACGGCAUUCGCUACCCAGACUGAUUUCGUUACCGAGAUGGUGACCCUGACCCAGGUCAGCACGUUGGUCGAGCCCACAACGUACCUGUCGACGUUCGUCAGCACCCAGAUCGUGGACGAGACCAGCACAGUGGAGAACACAAUCCUGUCGACUGUAACCGAGGACCGGACGUACUACCAAACGCAGACGCUCACGUCGACCGCGACCGCCACGGCGACGGAGUUUGCGACGGAGACGGCAACCGCGACGGCGACUCAGACCGUGCUCGAGACUGCACUCGCGUCGUGUCUGAACAGGUGCAAGAGCCAGUACACCCUGACGAUGGGGAACAGCGACACAUGGAACACAUAUGCGUCGACCCCCACAUACUACUCCGUGGCCACCACGUCGUCGUCGUCGUCGUGGUACAGUAAGCCGACCACGGUGGCGUACUCGAGUGGGACGUGGGGAGACAGUAAGUCGACCCCCGCGGCGUACUCGAGCGGGACAUGGGGAGACAGCUGGGGCGCCGCGAGCACGCAUGCCGUGUCUGCUGCGGCGGUGAGCGCAUCACCCUCCAGCUGGAACGGCUCUAGCUGGUCCUCUUCCUCGAAAAAGUGGUAA